AUGGCUGCAAUGGCAAAAGACUCUGCUUCACAGGGAUCCAAUAAACUGAACCUAAACAGUGCUGUCUACCAACAGGACUCUGCAUUCCAGGAAAUGGCUGCAAUGGCAAAAGACUCUGCUUCACAGGAAUCCAAUGAACUGAACGUAAACAGUGCUGUCUACCAACAGGCCUCUGGAUCAGAUUCUUCGGAUCAAACAGAUGGUCAAGCACAAAUGAAAUCAGCCUCAAAGCAAAAGUCUUCAAUGGCGAAAGGCUCUGCUUCACAGGAAUCCAAUGAACUGAAUGGCAAUGGUGCUGUCUAUCAACAGGCCUCUGCCUCAAAGCAAAAGUCUUCGAUGGCGAAAGGCUCUGCUUCACAGGAUUCCAAUGAACUGAACGGCAAUGGUGCUGUCUACCAACAGGCCUCUGCCUCAAAGCAAAAGUCUUCAAUGGCGAAAGGCUCUGCUUCACAGGAUUCCAAUGAACUGAACGGCAAUGGUGCUGUCUACCAACAGGCCUCUGCCUUAAAGCAAAAGUCUUCAAAGGCGAAAGGCUCUGCUUCACAGGAAUCCAAUGAACUGAACCAAAACAGUGCUGUCUACCAACAGGCCUCUGAUGAACGGUACAUUAAAUAUAACCAGAAUUUUCAGAACAUUGACCUGGAUGAGGAUUUCUCUGGUAGUGAGCAAUCUUCAAAACUAACCUUCAUUGCUCCAACAACAACUCCAGUUCUGAGAAGUGUUGUAUCUGCUCACAAUAGUCAAGUCUGUAGCACUUGGGGCAACUCUUACUUCAAGACCUUUGAUGGAGACAUCUUCUACUAUCCUGGUACUUGUAACUAUGUGUUUGCUUCCAACUGCAAGAGCAAUUUUGAAGAGUUUAACAUCCAGAUCAGACGUUCAGUUGCAAAUGGUAUGUCCACCAUCAGCCGCAUAGCUAUCAAGAUUGAGGGGAUUUCAAUUGAACUUUCCAGUGAAAAUGUUUUAUUUAAUGGUCAAAAGGUGGAUCUACCUUACGGUUUCUCAGGAGUCCAGAUAGAUAGAAGUGGUAUCUACAUCAAAGUCUCUUCCAAACUUGGUCUUGGAUUCAUGUGGAAUGAGGAUGAUGCAAUUUUGUUGGAGCUUGACAACAAAUUUAACAACAAGACUUGUGGUCUAUGUGGGGACUUCAAUGGCAUUCCCGUUUACAAUGAGUUUAUUUCAAACAAUGCUAAACUGACCCCGAUUCAAUAUGGAAACAUGCAGAAAUUAAAUGGACCUACAGAAAUGUGUCAGGACCUAACCAUCCAGCCUCAAAACAACUGCACUGAUUCUAGGAGACUUUGUGAAGUGAUCUUGACCAGCUCUGCAUUUUCCUCCUGCAACCGUCUAGUGGACCCUACAUUAUACAUUGAUGUUUGCGUACAAGAUUUGUGCCGGUGUGCACAAAAAGAUACUGGCUUCUGCCUUUGUAACACCUUUACUGAAUAUUCCCGGCAGUGUGCUCACGCUGGAGGGCAACCCAAGAACUGGAGAACUCCCAAGCUGUGCCCUCUUCAAUGUAACUUCAAUCUUGAAUACAAGGAAUGUGGAAAUCCAUGCCCCAACACUUGUUCCAACCCUGACCGCUCAUCAGUCUGUGACAACCACUGUAUUGAUGGAUGCUUUUGCCCUGCAGGAACCGUUUUCGAUGACAUCAAUAACACCGGCUGUAUUCCCAAGCAGCAGUGUUCGUGUACUUACAAUGGACAGAUCUAUACAUCAGGCACUGGAUAUUCAGUUCAAUGUCAAUCUUGCACUUGUAAUGAAGGAAAAUGGAAAUGUACAGAAAACAGCUGCCCUGCAUCUUGUUCUAUUGAAGGAGGAUCUCAUAUCACAUCUUUUGAUAGCACCCUUUACACAAUCAAUGGCGACUGCUCCUAUGUUAUUUCUAAGACAUGUAACAAGAACACUUUCAGUGUGCUGGCAGAAAUUCUUACAUGUGGUCUGACCAGUACUGAGACAUGCUUGAAGAGUGUAACCAUUAGUCUUGCUGAUGGAAAAGAUUUCAUUUACGUUAAAUCAUGUGGCAGUGUCUAUGUGAAUUCGAUAUACACUCAAUUACCCGUCUCAUCAGGUAAUGUUACCAUUUUCAAACCAUCAACAUUUUACAUCAUUGUGCAAACUAAGAUUGGAAUUCAACUCCAGAUCCAACUUAUACCCACUAUGCAGCUGUACAUCAGUCUUGACCCAUCCUACAAAAGUCAAGUGUGUGGUCUUUGUGGCAACUAUAACAGCAUUCAAGCUGAUGAUUUCCAAGUGCUGAGUGGGGUCAUUGAAGGAAGUGGCUCAUCGUUUGCCAACACUUGGAAGACCCAGGCCAGCUGUCCUAAUGUCGUCUCAAGCUUUGAAAAUCCAUGCUCCCUCAGCAUUGAAAAUGAGCAAUACGCUACGCACUGGUGCUCAAUGUUAAGCGAUCCUAAUGGACCUUUUGCAGAAUGCCAGGCAACAGUUAAUCCAGCCACCUUCAAGUCGAACUGCAUGUUUGACUCAUGCAACUGUGCCAAGAGUGAGGAGUGCAUGUGUGCCGCUCUGUCCUCCUAUGUACAUGCUUGUGCCAAAGCAGGAAUUUACCUGAAGGGAUGGAGAAACAACGUCUGCCAACUGUACACAACUACAUGUCCCAAGACCUUAUCCUACAGCUAUGUCGUCAACACAUGCCAACCUACUUGUCGCUCACUCAGCGAGCGUGACAUUACUUGUGACAUCUCCUUUGUCCCGGUUGAUGGCUGUGUUUGCCAGAAUGGAACCUACCUGGAUGAUAAGGGUGCCUGUGUGCUCCAGUCUGCUUGUCCUUGCUACUACAAGGGUUCUGCAGUGCCACCAGGAGAGGUGGUUCAUGACAAUGGAGCUAUGUGCACAUGCACAAAUGGAAAACUAGACUGUAUUGGACAGACAACCUCACAGAAAGCCUGUGUUGCCCCCAUGGUGUAUUUUGACUGUACUAAGAAACCUGCAGGCACAAAGGGAUCUGAGUGCCAGAAGAGUUGCCAAACCCUUGACAUGAACUGCUACAGUGCACAGUGUGUCUCUGGCUGCGUGUGCCAAGAUGGACUGAUAGCUGAUGGAAAGGGGGGAUGUGUGACAGAGAGCCAAUGUCCAUGUAUACACAACAACAAAGCCUACAUGCCAGGAGAAAAUAUCAAGGUCUCUUGUAACACUUGCACGUGCAAAAACAGAGCAUGGGAAUGCAGUGGUGAUAUUUGUAUGGGCACCUGCGCUGUAUAUGGAGAUGGUCACUAUCUUACCUUUGACAGUAAAUCAUAUGUUUUUAAUGGAGAUUGUGAAUAUACCCUGGCUCAGGAUUACUGCACUGGUAACUCCAGUAAUGGAACUUUCCGUGUUAUAACGGAGAACAUCCCAUGCGGUACCACAGGAACUGCUUGUUCUAAAUCCAUCAAAGUUUUCCUCGGGAACUAUGAACUAAUACUUGCUGAAGAUAAAUUUGAGGUUGUACAACGGAAUUUAGGAACAUAUAUACCAUAUAAAGUGCGCCAGAUGGGUAUCUACAUGGUGAUUGAGGCCCUCAAUGGACUGGUUCUGGUAUGGGACAAGAAAACCAGCAUAUAUAUUAAGCUUGAACCUAGUUUCCAGGGCAAAGUUUGUGGUCUUUGUGGUAAUUACGAUGGAAAUUUUGUCAAUGACUAUACAACCAGAAGCUUGGCUGUGGUCGGAAAUGUUAUGGAAUUUGGUAACAACUGGAAAAUGUCUCCCAGCUGCCUAGAUGCUGUAGACUUGGGAGACUCCUGUUCUUUAAAUCCCUACAGGAAGGCAUGGUCUCAGAAGCAGUGUAGUGUCAUCACCAGUGACACUUUCUCAAACUGUCACUCACUCGUUAACCCGCUCAAGUAUUAUGAUGCUUGUGUCAGCGAUUCUUGUGCCUGUGAUACCGGUGGAGAUUGUGAGUGUUUCUGUACAGCAGUAGCCGCUUAUGCCCAAGCUUGUAGUGAAGCUGGUGUGUGUGUUCGCUGGAGAACUCCAACAAUGUGCCCUAUUUUCUGUGAUUAUUACAAUCGUGAAGGACACUGCGAGUGGCAUUACAAAGCAUGUGGUGCCCCCUGCAUGAAGACCUGUAGGAACCCAAGUGGAACUUGUUACCACAACUUACCAGGCCUGGAAGGAUGCUACCCCAACUGUCCACCUGAAUCACCAUAUUUUGAUGAGGACAAAAUGGAAUGUGUAGAAUCAUGUCCUUGCUAUUCACUCAAUGGAACAGAGUAUUAUAUUGGUCAGGAGAUGCCUCCAGAGGAUAAUAACAACAUCUGCACAACUUGCAAGUGUACUCUAAAAGGCAGAAAAUGUACUUAUGAAGAAUGUUGUGUGUAUGAAGGAAAGAUAUACAGGACACCAGACCUCAUUUACAAUACAACUGAUGGCAUGGGGGGAUGCAUUGUAGCAUACUGUAUUAAGGGAGUGAUCGAAGGAAACAACACAGCUUGCAGUUCACCUACAACUACACCUACAACUGUUUUCAGCUUUUCUACUACAACUCCUAUAACAACACCAACAACGGGAACACCAACAACUGAAACAUCAAAAACACCACCAACAUCAACACCAACAACUGGAACAUCAAAAACACCAACAACAGGAACAAAAACAACACCAACAACUGGAACAACAACAGCGCCAACAACUGGAACAACAAAAACACCAACAACAGUAACACCAACAACUGGAACAUCAAAAACACCAACAACAGGACCAACAACUGAAACACCAAAAACACCGACUACCACCACUACCACUGUCAGCAGCACUAUUAAAGUAUGUUCUGUAACUCCAGAGGAUGCAGGAUGCACUUGGUCAAGAUGGUUUGACGUAAGUUACCCUUCUUACGGCAAGGACAAUGGAGAUUUCGAAACCUUAGGAGACAUAAGGAAAGCAGGAUUUGAAAUUUGUGAUGCACCUCAAAAUGUUGAAUGCAGAGCAAAGUUUUUCCCUGAAAAUGCAAUAGAAGACCUACAUCAAAUAGUGACAUGUAGCAAAUAUGUGGGUCUGAUUUGUAUUAACAGCCAACAACCACAGAGAAUUUGUUACAAUUACGAAAUCAGAGUGCAAUGUUGUUCCCCAAUAGCAGAUUGCACGAAACAAGUAACAUCAUCAACUGUUAAAACAACAGGUAUAUCUAGUUCAACCGCAUCAACUUCAAAAUCUACCAUAACUAAAACACCAUAUUCAUCUGUUUCUGUUACUCCGACAUUGACAAGUGAAACGAAAACAACCUCUAGCACAAGCACAUCAUCCUCAAAAACUACCAUAAGUACAACAAACCGUUCUACCUCUGUUUUUACCGUAUCCACAACUGGAACAUUAACAACUAGUUCAAUCAAACCAUCUUCAACAAUAACAACAACACCAUACUCAGUUAUCUCUACUACAUCAACAUCUACGAGCAGAACAUCCACAGGUACAACAAAAUUCACUUCAUCUGAAACAUCAACCAAGACAACGCCAACAUCUACUUCUGUUUCUACAAGUAAGAGUACAAGUGGAACAACAGUUUCAUCAACACCGCCUACUCAUUUAUCAACCAGUGUUUCAACUACUUCUUCAACAACUUGUCCAUACGCAUAUUCCAUGAAAUGCUAUUGGUCAUCAUUCAUGGAAGGUAACGAUACACCAACAAAGUCUGUUAAAGAAGGAGAAAGUUUAUCAGGAAGUGAUUCCAGUGAAGAGCCUCGUCAACCCUCUAAGGGCUCCCCCAAUAAAAAAGAUAGCAGCUCUGCAAAGGGUUCUAAGGAAAAAGUUACACCUCCCAAUAAAGGAUACUUCAAUGAAGUGCUGAAAAAGCUUUUCAAGGGCUCCUCAAGUGAAGAAGACCAAAGCCGUAACUUAGGAAGAAAAGAUUCCAAACAGAAUGACAGCAAGCCCAGUAAAGGAUAUUUCAAUGAAUUCAUCAAAAGAAUUUUCAAAAGUUCUUCAAGCGAAGAAAACCAAAACGGCAACUCUGGAAGAAGUGAUUCUCAAGAAAAAGUCAGCAAAACAGAUAAAGGAUUCUUAAAUGAAAUAAUCAACAAGGUUUUUAAAGACUUUUCAAGCGAGGAAGCCGAUUUACCCACAAUCUUCCAGUCUGGUAAAGAUGUCGAUAGCUCAGAGCUACUAAAGGUCGUUGGUUAUGGAAUAUGUUCAACACAGCAAAUGGCCAGUGAAAUUGAGUGUAACGUAAGAUCAGACUUGAGCAUCAAGAAGAAAAAUUCUGUAUUACAGUGUAACAGGGACACUGCUAUUGCUUGCCUACUGGCCAGACAGGAAGGAAUCGAUGCACUAGUAUGUGACUAUUAUAGUAUAAGGGUACUAUGCUGUUCUAAAGUCUGUGGUGAAACAACAGCACUUACCGAAUCUACAAGUGAAACACCAACCACCUCUAUCUCAACUAAAACAUCUACAUCACCAUAUUAUCAUUCUACAACUAUAAGUGAGAAAACAACCAGCCCCAUUUCAACUAUAAGCACAACCAAGACAACCCCAACAUCAACCUCUCAUUCUACUACACCAGCAAGCCAAACCACAACCACUUCACCAUCAACCUCAAUAAGGUCAACCCCCACAUCUACCUCUGUUUCUACACCAACCACCUCUAUCUCAACUAAAACAUCUACACCACCAUAUUAUGAUUCUACAACUACAAGUGAGAGAACAACCAGCCCCAUUUCAACUAUAAGCACAACCAAGACAACCCCAAUAUCAACCUCUUAUUCUACUACAACAACAAGCAAAACCACAACUACUUCACCAUCAACCUCAACGAGGUCAACCCCCACAUCUACCCCUGUUUCUACAAGUAGGAGUACAAGUGGAACGACAGUUUCAUCAACACCGCCCACUCAUUCAUCAACCAGUGUUUCAACUACUUCUUCAACAACUUGUCCAUACGCAUAUUCCAUGAAAUGCUAUUGGUCAUCAUUUAUGGAAGGUAACGAUACACCAACAAAGUCUGUUAAAGAAGGAGAAAGUUUAUCAGGAAGUGAUUCCAGUGAAGAGCCUCGUCAACCCUCUAAGGGCUCCCCCAAUAAAAAAGAUAGCAGCUCUGCAAAGGGUUCUAAGGAAAAAGUUACACCUCCCAAUAAAGGAUACUUCAAUGAAGUGCUGAAAAAGCUUUUCAAGGGCUCCUCAAGUGAAGAAGACCAAAGCCGUAACUCAGGAAGAAAAGAUUCUAAACAGAAUGACAGCAAGCCCAGUAAAGGAUAUUUCAAUGAAUUCAUCAAAAGAAUUUUCAAAAGUUCUUCAAGCGAAGAAAACCAAAACGGUAACUCUGGAAGAAGUGAUUCUCAAGAAAAAGUCAGCAAAACAGAUAAAGAAUUCUUAAAUGAAAUAAUCAACAAGGUUUUUAAAGACUUUUCAAGCGAGGAAGCCGAUUUACCCACAAUCUUCCAGUCUGGUAAAGAUGUCGAUAGCUCAGAGCUACUAAAGGUCGUUGGUUAUGGAAUAUGUUCAACACAGCAAAUGGCCAGUGAAAUUGAGUGUAACGUAAGAUCAGACUUGAGCAUCAAGAAGAAAAAUUCAGUAUCACAGUGUAACAGGGACACUGCUAUUGCUUGCCUACUGGCCAGACAGGAAGGAAUCGAUGCACCAGUAUGUGACUAUUAUAGUAUUAGGGUACUAUGCUGUUCUAAAGUCUGUGGUGAAACAACAGCACUUACCGAAUCUACAAGUGAAACACCAACCACCUCUAUCUCAACUAAAACAUCUACAUCACCAUAUUAUCAUUCUACAACUAUAAGUGAGAAAACAACCAGCCCCAUUUCAACUAUAAGCACAACCAAGACAACCCCAACAUCAACCUCUCAUUCUACUACACCAACAAGCCAAACCACAACCACUUCACCAUCAACCUCAAUAAGGUCAACCCCCACAUCUACCUCUGUUUCUACACCAACCACCUCUAUCUCAACUAAAACAUCUACACCACCAUAUUAUGAUUCUACAACUACAAGUGAGAGAACAACCAGCCCCAUUUCAACUAUAAGCACAACCAAGACAACCCCAAUAUCAACCUCUUAUUCUACUACAACAACAAGCAAAACCACAACUACUUCACCAUCAACCUCAACGAGGUCAACCCCCACAUCUACCCCUGUUUCUACAAGUAGGAGUACAAGUGGAACGACAGUUUCAUCAACACCGCCCACUCAUUCAUCAACCAGUGUUUCAACUACUUCUUCAACAACUUGUCCAUACGCAUAUUCCAUGAAAUGCUAUUGGUCAUCAUUUAUGGAAGGUAACGAUACACCAACAAAGUCUGUUAAAGAAGGAGAAAGUUUAUCAGGUAGUGAUUCCAGUGAAGAGCCGCGUCAACCCUCUAAGGGCUCCCCCAAUAAAAAAGAUAGCAGCUCUGCAAAGGGUUCUAAGGAAAAAGUUACACCUCCCAAUAAAGGAUACUUCAAUGAAGUGCUGAAAAAGCUUUUCAAGGGCUCCUCAAGUGAAGAAGACCAAAGCCGUAACUCAGGAAGAAAAGAUUCUAAACAGAAUGACAGCAAGCCCAGUAAAGGAUAUUUCAAUGAAUUCAUCAAAAGAAUUUUCAAAAGUUCUUCAAGCGAAGAAAACCAAAACGGCAACUCUGGAAGAAGUGAUUCUCAAGAAAAAGUCAGCAAAACAGAUAAAGGAUUCUUAAAUGAAAUAAUCAACAAGGUUUUUAAAGACUUUUCAAGCGAGGAAGCCGAUUUACCCACAAUCUUCCAGUCUGGUAAAGAUGUCGAUAGCUCAGAGCUACUAAAGGUCGUUGGUUAUGGAAUAUGUUCAACACAGCAAAUGGCCAGUGAAAUUGAGUGUAACGUAAGAUCAGACUUGAGCAUCAAGAAUAAAAAUUCAGUAUCACAGUGUAACAGGGACACUGCUAUUGCUUGCCUACUGGCCAGACAGGAAGGAAUCGAUGCACCAGUAUGUGACUAUUAUAGUAUUAGGGUACUAUGCUGUUCUAAAGUCUGUGGUGAAACAAGAGUUUAUACCGAAUCUACAAGUGAAACACCAACCACCUCUAUCUCAACUAAAACAUCUACACCACCAUAUUAUCAUUCUACAACUAUAAGUGAGAAAACAACCAGCCCCAUUUCAACUAUAAGCACAACCAAGACAACCCCAACAUCAACCUCUCAUUCUACUACACCAACAAGCCAAACCACAACCACUUCACCAUCAACCUCAAUAAGGUCAACCCCCACAUCUACCUCUGUUUCUACACCAACCACCUCUAUCUCAACUAAAACAUCUACACCACCAUAUUAUGAUUCUACAACUACAAGUGAGAGAACAACCAGCCCCAUUUCAACUAUAAGCACAACCAAGACAACCCCAAUAUCAACCUCUUAUUCUACUACACCAACAAGCCAAACCACAACCACUUCACCAUCAACCUCAAUAAGGUCAACCCCCACAUCUACCUCUGUUUCUACACCAACCACCUCUAUCUCAACUAAAACAUCUACACCACCAUAUUAUGAUUCUACAACUACAAGUGAGAGAACAACCAGCCCCAUUUCAACUAUAAGCACAACCAAGACAACCCCAAUAUCAACCUCUUAUUCUACUACAACAACAAGCAAAACCACAACUACUUCACCAUCAACCUCAACGAGGUCAACCCCCACAUCUACCCCUGUUUCUACAAGUAGGAGUACAAGUGGAACGACAGUUUCAUCAACACCGCCCACUCAUUCAUCAACCAGUGUUUCAACUACUUCUUCAACAACUUGUCCAUACGCAUAUUCCAUGAAAUGCUAUUGGUCAUCAUUUAUGGAAGGGCUCCCCAAUAAAAAAGAUAGCAGCUCUGCAAAGGGUUCUAAGGAAAAAGUUACACCUCCCAAUAAAGGAUACUUCAAUGAAGUGCUGAAAAAGCUUUUCAAGGGCUCCUCAAGUGAAGAAGACCAUAGCCGUAACUCAGGAAGAAAAGAUUCUAAACAGAAUGACAGCAAGCCCAGUAAAGGAUAUUUCAAUGAAUUCAUCAAAAGAAUUUUCAAAAGUUCUUCAAGCGAAGAAAACCAAAACGGUAACUCUGGAAGAAGUGAUUCUCAAGAAAAAGUCAGCAAAACAGAUAAAGGAUUCUUAAAUGAAAUAAUCAACAAGGUUUUUAAAGACUUUUCAAGCGAGGAAGCCGAUUUACCCACAAUCUUCCAGUCUGGUAAAGAUGUUGAUAGCUCAGAGCUACUAAAGGUCGUUGGUUAUGGAAUAUGUUCAACACAGCAAAUGGCCAGUGAAAUUGAGUGUAACGUAAGAUCAGACUUGAGCAUCAAGAAGAAAAAUUCAGUAUCACAGUGUAACAGGGACACUGCUAUUGCUUGCCUACUGGCCAGACAGGAAGGAAUCGAUGCACCAGUAUGUGACUAUUAUAGUAUUAGGGUACUAUGCUGUUCUAAAGUCUGUGGUGAAACAACAGCACUUACCGAAUCUACAAGUGAAACACCAACCACCUCUAUCUCAACUAAAACAUCUACAUCACCAUAUUAUCAUUCUACAACUAUAAGUGAGAAAACAACCAGCCCCAUUUCAACUAUAAGCACAACCAAGACAACCCCAACAUCAACCUCUCAUUCUACUACACCAACAAGCCAAACCACAACCACUUCACCAUCAACCUCAAUAAGGUCAACCCCCACAUCUACCUCUGUUUCUACACCAACCACCUCUAUCUCAACUAAAACAUCUACACCACCAUAUUAUGAUUCUACAACUACAAGUGAGAGAACAACCAGCCCCAUUUCAACUAUAAGCACAACCAAGACAACCCCAAUAUCAACCUCUUAUUCUACUACAACAACAAGCAAAACCACAACUACUUCACCAUCAACCUCAACGAGGUCAACCCCCACAUCUACCCCUGUUUCUACAAGUAGGAGUACAAGUGGAACGACAGUUUCAUCAACACCGCCCACUCAUUCAUCAACCAGUGUUUCAACUACUUCUUCAACAACUUGUCCAUACGCAUAUUCCAUGAAAUGCUAUUGGUCAUCAUUUAUGGAAGGUAACGAUACACCAACAAAGUCUGUUAAAGAAGGAGAAAGUUUAUCAGGUAGUGAUUCCAGUGAAGAGCCGCGUCAACCCUCUAAGGGCUCCCCCAAUAAAAAAGAUAGCAGCUCUGCAAAGGGUUCUAAGGAAAAAGUUACACCUCCCAAUAAAGGAUACUUCAAUGAAGUGCUGAAAAAGCUUUUCAAGGGCUCCUCAAGUGAAGAAGACCAAAGCCGUAACUCAGGAAGAAAAGAUUCUAAACAGAAUGACAGCAAGCCCAGUAAAGGAUAUUUCAAUGAAUUCAUCAAAAGAAUUUUCAAAAGUUCUUCAAGCGAAGAAAACCAAAACGGCAACUCUGGAAGAAGUGAUUCUCAAGAAAAAGUCAGCAAAACAGAUAAAGGAUUCUUAAAUGAAAUAAUCAACAAGGUUUUUAAAGACUUUUCAAGCGAGGAAGCCGAUUUACCCACAAUCUUCCAGUCUGGUAAAGAUGUCGAUAGCUCAGAGCUACUAAAGGUCGUUGGUUAUGGAAUAUGUUCAACACAGCAAAUGGCCAGUGAAAUUGAGUGUAACGUAAGAUCAGACUUGAGCAUCAAGAAUAAAAAUUCAGUAUCACAGUGUAACAGGGACACUGCUAUUGCUUGCCUACUGGCCAGACAGGAAGGAAUUGAUGCACCAGUAUGUGACUAUUAUAGUAUUAGGGUACUAUGCUGUUCUAAAGUCUGUGGUGAAACAAGAGUUUAUACCGAAUCUACAAGUGAAACACCAACCACCUCUAUCUCAACUAAAACAUCUACACCACCAUAUUAUCAUUCUACAACUAUAAGUGAGAAAACAACCAGCCCCAUUUCAACUAUAAGCACAACCAAGACAACCCCAACAUCAACCUCUCAUUCUACUACACCAACAAGCCAAACCACAACCACUUCACCAUCAACCUCAAUAAGGUCAACCCCCACAUCUACCUCUGUUUCUACACCAACCACCUCUAUCUCAACUAAAACAUCUACACCACCAUAUUAUGAUUCUACAACUACAAGUGAGAGAACAACCAGCCCCAUUUCAACUAUAAGCACAACCAAGACAACCCCAAUAUCAACCUCUUAUUCUACUACACCAACAAGCCAAACCACAACCACUUCACCAUCAACCUCAAUAAGGUCAACCCCCACAUCUACCUCUGUUUCUACACCAACCACCUCUAUCUCAACUAAAACAUCUACACCACCAUAUUAUGAUUCUACAACUACAAGUGAGAGAACAACCAGCCCCAUUUCAACUAUAAGCACAACCAAGACAACCCCAAUAUCAACCUCUUAUUCUACUACAACAACAAGCAAAACCACAACUACUUCACCAUCAACCUCAACGAGGUCAACCCCCACAUCUACCCCUGUUUCUACAAGUAGGAGUACAAGUGGAACGACAGUUUCAUCAACACCGCCCACUCAUUCAUCAACCAGUGUUUCAACUACUUCUUCAACAACUUGUCCAUACGCAUAUUCCAUGAAAUGCUAUUGGUCAUCAUUUAUGGAAGGUAACGAUACACCAACAAAGUCUGUUAAAGAAGGAGAAAGUUUAUCAGGAAGUGAUUCCAGUGAAGAGCCUCGUCAACCCUCUAAGGGCUCCCCCAAUAAAAAAGAUAGCAGCUCUGCAAAGGGUUCUAAGGAAAAAGUUACACCUCCCAAUAAAGGAUACUUCAAUGAAGUGCUGAAAAAGCUUUUCAAGGGCUCCUCAAGUGAAGAAGACCAAAGCCGUAACUCAGGAAGAAAAGAUUCUAAACAGAAUGACAGCAAGCCCAGUAAAGGAUAUUUCAAUGAAUUCAUCAAAAGAAUUUUCAAAAGUUCUUCAAGCGAAGAAAACCAAAACGGUAACUCUGGAAGAAGUGAUUCUCAAGAAAAAGUCAGCAAAACAGAUAAAGGAUUCUUAAAUGAAAUAAUCAACAAGGUUUUUAAAGACUUUUCAAGCGAGGAAGCCGAUUUACCCACAAUCUUCCAGUCUGGUAAAGAUGUUGAUAGCUCAGAGCUACUAAAGGUCGUUGGUUAUGGAAUAUGUUCAACACAGCAAAUGGCCAGUGAAAUUGAGUGUAACGUAAGAUCAGACUUGAGCAUCAAGAAGAAAAAUUCAGUAUCACAGUGUAACAGGGACACUGCUAUUGCUUGCCUACUGGCCAGACAGGAAGGAAUCGAUGCACCAGUAUGUGACUAUUAUAGUAUUAGGGUACUAUGCUGUUCUAAAGUCUGUGGUGAAACAACAGCACUUACCGAAUCUACAAGUGAAACACCAACCACCUCUAUCUCAACUAAAACAUCUACAUCACCAUAUUAUCAUUCUACAACUAUAAGUGAGAAAACAACCAGCCCCAUUUCAACUAUAAGCACAACCAAGACAACCCCAACAUCAACCUCUCAUUCUACUACACCAACAAGCCAAACCACAACCACUUCACCAUCAACCUCAAUAAGGUCAACCCCCACAUCUACCUCUGUUUCUACACCAACCACCUCUAUCUCAACUAAAACAUCUACACCACCAUAUUAUGAUUCUACAACUACAAGUGAGAGAACAACCAGCCCCAUUUCAACUAUAAGCACAACCAAGACAACCCCAAUAUCAACCUCUUAUUCUACUACAACAACAAGCAAAACCACAACUACUUCACCAUCAACCUCAACGAGGUCAACCCCCACAUCUACCCCUGUUUCUACAAGUAGGAGUACAAGUGGAACGACAGUUUCAUCAACACCGCCCACUCAUUCAUCAACCAGUGUUUCAACUACUUCUUCAACAACUUGUCCAUACGCAUAUUCCAUGAAAUGCUAUUGGUCAUCAUUUAUGGAAGGUAACGAUACACCAACAAAGUCUGUUAAAGAAGGAGAAAGUUUAUCAGGAAGUGAUUCCAGUGAAGAGCCUCGUCAACCCUCUAAGGGCUCCCCCAAUAAAAAAGAUAGCAGCUCUGCAAAGGGUUCUAAGGAAAAAGUUACACCUCCCAAUAAAGGAUACUUCAAUGAAGUGCUGAAAAAGCUUUUCAAGGGCUCCUCAAGUGAAGAAGACCAAAGCCGUAACUCAGGAAGAAAAGAUUCUAAACAGAAUGACAGCAAGCCCAGUAAAGGAUAUUUCAAUGAAUUCAUCAAAAGAAUUUUCAAAAGUUCUUCAAGCGAAGAAAACCAAAACGGUAACUCUGGAAGAAGUGAUUCUCAAGAAAAAGUCAGCAAAACAGAUAAAGGAUUCUUAAAUGAAAUAAUCAACAAGGUUUUUAAAGACUUUUCAAGCGAGGAAGCCGAUUUACCCACAAUCUUCCAGUCUGGUAAAGAUGUUGAUAGCUCAGAGCUACUAAAGGUCGUUGGUUAUGGAAUAUGUUCAACACAGCAAAUGGCCAGUGAAAUUGAGUGUAACGUAAGAUCAGACUUGAGCAUCAAGAAGAAAAAUUCAGUAUCACAGUUCUGUGGUGAAACAACAGCACUUACCGAAUCUACAAGUGAAACACCAACCACCUCUAUCUCAACUAAAACAUCUACAUCACCAUAUUAUCAUUCUACAACUAUAAGUGAGAAAACAACCAGCCCCAUUUCAACUAUAAGCACAACCAAGACAACCCCAACAUCAACCUCUCAUUCUACUACACCAACAAGCCAAACCACAACCACUUCACCAUCAACCUCAAUAAGGUCAACCCCCACAUCUACCUCUGUUUCUACACCAACCACCUCUAUCUCAACUAAAACAUCUACACCACCAUAUUAUGAUUCUACAACUACAAGUGAGAGAACAACCAGCCCCAUUUCAACUAUAAGCACAACCAAGACAACCCCAAUAUCAACCUCUUAUUCUACUACAACAACAAGCAAAACCACAACUACUUCACCAUCAACCUCAACGAGGUCAACCCCCACAUCUACCCCUGUUUCUACAAGUAGGAGUACAAGUGGAACGACAGUUUCAUCAACACCGCCCACUCAUUCAUCAACCAGUGUUUCAACUACUUCUUCAACAACUUGUCCAUACGCAUAUUCCAUGAAAUGCUAUUGGUCAUCAUUUAUGGAAGGUAACGAUACACCAACAAAGUCUGUUAAAGAAGGAGAAAGUUUAUCAGGAAGUGAUUCCAGUGAAGAGCCUCGUCAACCCUCUAAGGGCUCCCCCAAUAAAAAAGAUAGCAGCUCUGCAAAGGGUUCUAAGGAAAAAGUUACACCUCCCAAUAAAGGAUACUUCAAUGAAGUGCUGAAAAAGCUUUUCAAGGGCUCCUCAAGUGAAGAAGACCAUAGCCGUAACUCAGGAAGAAAAGAUUCUAAACAGAAUGACAGCAAGCCCAGUAAAGGAUAUUUCAAUGAAUUCAUCAAAAGAAUUUUCAAAAGUUCUUCAAGCGAAGAAAACCAAAACGGUAACUCUGGAAGAAGUGAUUCUCAAGAAAAAGUCAGCAAAACAGAUAAAGGAUUCUUAAAUGAAAUAAUCAACAAGGUUUUUAAAGACUUUUCAAGCGAGGAAGCCGAUUUACCCACAAUCUUCCAGUCUGGUAAAGAUGUUGAUAGCUCAGAGCUACUAAAGGUCGUUGGUUAUGGAAUAUGUUCAACACAGCAAAUGGCCAGUGAAAUUGAGUGUAACGUAAGAUCAGACUUGAGCAUCAAGAAGAAAAAUUCAGUAUCACAGUGUAACAGGGACACUGCUAUUGCUUGCCUACUGGCCAGACAGGAAGGAAUCGAUGCACCAGUAUGUAACUAUUAUAGUAUUAGGGUACUAUGCUGUUCUAAAGUCUGUGGUGAAACAACAGCACUUACCGAAUCUACAAGUGAAACACCAACCACCUCUAUCUCAACUAAAACAUCUACAUCACCAUAUUAUCAUUCUACAACUAUAAGUGAGAAAACAACCAGCCCCAUUUCAACUAUAAGCACAACCAAGACAACCCCAACAUCAACCUCUCAUUCUACUACACCAACAAGCCAAACCACAACCACUUCACCAUCAACCUCAAUAAGGUCAACCCCCACAUCUACCUCUGUUUCUACACCAACCACCUCUAUCUCAACUAAAACAUCUACACCACCAUAUUAUGAUUCUACAACUACAAGUGAGAGAACAACCAGCCCCAUUUCAACUAUAAGCACAACCAAGACAACCCCAAUAUCAACCUCUUAUUCUACUACAACAACAAGCAAAACCACAACUACUUCACCAUCAACCUCAACGAGGUCAACCCCCACAUCUACCCCUGUUUCUACAAGUAGGAGUACAAGUGGAACGACAGUUUCAUCAACACCGCCCACUCAUUCAUCAACCAGUGUUUCAACUACUUCUUCAACAACUUGUCCAUACGCAUAUUCCAUGAAAUGCUAUUGGUCAUCAUUUAUGGAAGGUAACGAUACACCAACAAAGUCUGUUAAAGAAGGAGAAAGUUUAUCAGGUAGUGAUUCCAGUGAAGAGCCGCGUCAACCCUCUAAGGGCUCCCCCAAUAAAAAAGAUAGCAGCUCUGCAAAGGGUUCUAAGGAAAAAGUUACACCUCCCAAUAAAGGAUACUUCAAUGAAGUGCUGAAAAAGCUUUUCAAGGGCUCCUCAAGUGAAGAAGACCAAAGCCGUAACUCAGGAAGAAAAGAUUCUAAACAGAAUGACAGCAAGCCCAGUAAAGGAUAUUUCAAUGAAUUCAUCAAAAGAAUUUUCAAAAGUUCUUCAAGCGAAGAAAACCAAAACGGCAACUCUGGAAGAAGUGAUUCUCAAGAAAAAGUCAGCAAAACAGAUAAAGGAUUCUUAAAUGAAAUAAUCAACAAGGUUUUUAAAGACUUUUCAAGCGAGGAAGCCGAUUUACCCACAAUCUUCCAGUCUGGUAAAGAUGUCGAUAGCUCAGAGCUACUAAAGGUCGUUGGUUAUGGAAUAUGUUCAACACAGCAAAUGGCCAGUGAAAUUGAGUGUAACGUAAGAUCAGACUUGAGCAUCAAGAAUAAAAAUUCAGUAUCACAGUGUAACAGGGACACUGCUAUUGCUUGCCUACUGGCCAGACAGGAAGGAAUUGAUGCACCAGUAUGUGACUAUUAUAGUAUUAGGGUACUAUGCUGUUCUAAAGUCUGUGGUGAAACAAGAGUUUAUACCGAAUCUACAAGUGAAACACCAACCACCUCUAUCUCAACUAAAACAUCUACACCACCAUAUUAUCAUUCUACAACUAUAAGUGAGAAAACAACCAGCCCCAUUUCAACUAUAAGCACAACCAAGACAACCCCAACAUCAACCUCUCAUUCUACUACACCAACAAGCCAAACCACAACCACUUCACCAUCAACCUCAAUAAGGUCAACCCCCACAUCUACCUCUGUUUCUACACCAACCACCUCUAUCUCAACUAAAACAUCUACACCACCAUAUUAUGAUUCUACAACUACAAGUGAGAGAACAACCAGCCCCAUUUCAACUAUAAGCACAACCAAGACAACCCCAAUAUCAACCUCUUAUUCUACUACACCAACAAGCCAAACCACAACCACUUCACCAUCAACCUCAAUAAGGUCAACCCCCACAUCUACCUCUGUUUCUACACCAACCACCUCUAUCUCAACUAAAACAUCUACACCACCAUAUUAUGAUUCUACAACUACAAGUGAGAGAACAACCAGCCCCAUUUCAACUAUAAGCACAACCAAGACAACCCCAAUAUCAACCUCUUAUUCUACUACAACAACAAGCAAAACCACAACUACUUCACCAUCAACCUCAACGAGGUCAACCCCCACAUCUACCCCUGUUUCUACAAGUAGGAGUACAAGUGGAACGACAGUUUCAUCAACACCGCCCACUCAUUCAUCAACCAGUGUUUCAACUACUUCUUCAACAACUUGUCCAUACGCAUAUUCCAUGAAAUGCUAUUGGUCAUCAUUUAUGGAAGGUAACGAUACACCAACAAAGUCUGUUAAAGAAGGAGAAAGUUUAUCAGGAAGUGAUUCCAGUGAAGAGCCUCGUCAACCCUCUAAGGGCUCCCCCAAUAAAAAAGAUAGCACCUCUGCAAAGGGUUCUAAGGAAAAAGUUACACCUCCCAAUAAAGGAUACUUCAAUGAAGUGCUGAAAAAGCUUUUCAAGGGCUCCUCAAGUGAAGAAGACCAUAGCCGUAACUCAGGAAGAAAAGAUUCUAAACAGAAUGACAGCAAGCCCAGUAAAGGAUAUUUCAAUGAAUUCAUCAAAAGAAUUUUCAAAAGUUCUUCAAGCGAAGAAAACCAAAACGGUAACUCUGGAAGAAGUGAUUCUCAAGAAAAAGUCAGCAAAACAGAUAAAGGAUUCUUAAAUGAAAUAAUAAACAAGGUUUUUAAAGACUUUUCAAGCGAGGAAGCCGAUUUACCCACAAUCUUCCAGUCUGGUAAAGAUGUUGAUAGCUCAGAGCUACUAAAGGUCGUUGGUUAUGGAAUAUGUUCAACACAGCAAAUGGCCAGUGAAAUUGAGUGUAACGUAAGAUCAGACUUGAGCAUCAAGAAGAAAAAUUCAGUAUCACAGUGUAACAGGGACACUGCUAUUGCUUGCCUACUGGCCAGACAGGAAGGAAUCGAUGCACCAGUAUGUGACUAUUAUAGUAUUAGGGUACUAUGCUGUUCUAAAGUCUGUGGUGAAACAACAGCACUUACCGAAUCUACAAGUGAAACACCAACCACCUCUAUCUCAACUAAAACAUCUACAUCACCAUAUUAUCAUUCUACAACUAUAAGUGAGAAAACAACCAGCCCCAUUUCAACUAUAAGCACAACCAAGACAACCCCAACAUCAACCUCUCAUUCUACUACACCAACAAGCCAAACCACAACCACUUCACCAUCAACCUCAAUAAGGUCAACCCCCACAUCUACCUCUGUUUCUACACCAACCACCUCUAUCUCAACUAAAACAUCUACACCACCAUAUUAUGAUUCUACAACUACAAGUGAGAGAACAACCAGCCCCAUUUCAACUAUAAGCACAACCAAGACAACCCCAAUAUCAACCUCUUAUUCUACUACAACAACAAGCAAAACCACAACUACUUCACCAUCAACCUCAACGAGGUCAACCCCCACAUCUACCCCUAAAACAACCAGCCCCAUUUCAACUAUAAGCACAACCAAGACAACCCCAACAUCAACCUCUCAUUCUACUACACCAACAAGCCAAACCACAACCACUUCACCAUCAACCUCAAUAAGGUCAACCCCCACAUCUACCUCUGUUUCUACACCAACCACCUCUAUCUCAACUAAAACAUCUACACCACCAUAUUAUGAUUCUACAACUACAAGUGAGAGAACAACCAGCCCCAUUUCAACUAUAAGCACAACCAAGACAACCCCAAUAUCAACCUCUUAUUCUACUACAACAACAAGCAAAACCACAACUACUUCACCAUCAACCUCAACGAGGUCAACCCCCACAUCUACCCCUGUUUCUACAAGUAGGAGUACAAGUGGAACGACAGUUUCAUCAACACCGCCCACUCAUUCAUCAACCAGUGUUUCAACUACUUCUUCAACAACUUGUCCAUACGCAUAUUCCAUGAAAUGCUAUUGGUCAUCAUUUAUGGAAGGUAACGAUACACCAACAAAGUCUGUUAAAGAAGGAGAAAGUUUAUCAGGUAGUGAUUCCAGUGAAGAGCCGCGUCAACCCUCUAAGGGCUCCCCCAAUAAAAAAGAUAGCAGCUCUGCAAAGGGUUCUAAGGAAAAAGUUACACCUCCCAAUAAAGGAUACUUCAAUGAAGUGCUGAAAAAGCUUUUCAAGGGCUCCUCAAGUGAAGAAGACCAAAGCCGUAACUCAGGAAGAAAAGAUUCUAAACAGAAUGACAGCAAGCCCAGUAAAGGAUAUUUCAAUGAAUUCAUCAAAAGAAUUUUCAAAAGUUCUUCAAGCGAAGAAAACCAAAACGGCAACUCUGGAAGAAGUGAUUCUCAAGAAAAAGUCAGCAAAACAGAUAAAGGAUUCUUAAAUGAAAUAAUCAACAAGGUUUUUAAAGACUUUUCAAGCGAGGAAGCCGAUUUACCCACAAUCUUCCAGUCUGGUAAAGAUGUCGAUAGCUCAGAGCUACUAAAGGUCGUUGGUUAUGGAAUAUGUUCAACACAGCAAAUGGCCAGUGAAAUUGAGUGUAACGUAAGAUCAGACUUGAGCAUCAAGAAUAAAAAUUCAGUAUCACAGUGUAACAGGGACACUGCUAUUGCUUGCCUACUGGCCAGACAGGAAGGAAUUGAUGCACCAGUAUGUGACUAUUAUAGUAUUAGGGUACUAUGCUGUUCUAAAGUCUGUGGUGAAACAAGAGUUUAUACCGAAUCUACAAGUGAAACACCAACCACCUCUAUCUCAACUAAAACAUCUACACCACCAUAUUAUCAUUCUACAACUAUAAGUGAGAAAACAACCAGCCCCAUUUCAACUAUAAGCACAACCAAGACAACCCCAACAUCAACCUCUCAUUCUACUACACCAACAAGCCAAACCACAACCACUUCACCAUCAACCUCAAUAAGGUCAACCCCCACAUCUACCUCUGUUUCUACACCAACCACCUCUAUCUCAACUAAAACAUCUACACCACCAUAUUAUGAUUCUACAACUACAAGUGAGAGAACAACCAGCCCCAUUUCAACUAUAAGCACAACCAAGACAACCCCAAUAUCAACCUCUUAUUCUACUACAACAACAAGCAAAACCACAACUACUUCACCAUCAACCUCAACGAGGUCAACCCCCACAUCUACCCCUGUUUCUACAAGUAGGAGUACAAGUGGAACGACAGUUUCAUCAACACCGCCCACUCAUUCAUCAACCAGUGUUUCAACUACUUCUUCAACAACUUGUCCAUACGCAUAUUCCAUGAAAUGCUAUUGGUCAUCAUUUAUGGAAGGUAACGAUACACCAACAAAGUCUGUUAAAGAAGGAGAAAGUUUAUCAGGAAGUGAUUCCAGUGAAGAGCCUCGUCAACCCUCUAAGGGCUCCCCCAAUAAAAAAGAUAGCACCUCUGCAAAGGGUUCUAAGGAAAAAGUUACACCUCCCAAUAAAGGAUACUUCAAUGAAGUGCUGAAAAAGCUUUUCAAGGGCUCCUCAAGUGAAGAAGACCAUAGCCGUAACUCAGGAAGAAAAGAUUCUAAACAGAAUGACAGCAAGCCCAGUAAAGGAUAUUUCAAUGAAUUCAUCAAAAGAAUUUUCAAAAGUUCUUCAAGCGAAGAAAACCAAAACGGUAACUCUGGAAGAAGUGAUUCUCAAGAAAAAGUCAGCAAAACAGAUAAAGGAUUCUUAAAUGAAAUAAUAAACAAGGUUUUUAAAGACUUUUCAAGCGAGGAAGCCGAUUUACCCACAAUCUUCCAGUCUGGUAAAGAUGUUGAUAGCUCAGAGCUACUAAAGGUCGUUGGUUAUGGAAUAUGUUCAACACAGCAAAUGGCCAGUGAAAUUGAGUGUAACGUAAGAUCAGACUUGAGCAUCAAGAAGAAAAAUUCAGUAUCACAGUGUAACAGGGACACUGCUAUUGCUUGCCUACUGGCCAGACAGGAAGGAAUCGAUGCACCAGUAUGUGACUAUUAUAGUAUUAGGGUACUAUGCUGUUCUAAAGUCUGUGGUGAAACAACAGCACUUACCGAAUCUACAAGUGAAACACCAACCACCUCUAUCUCAACUAAAACAUCUACAUCACCAUAUUAUCAUUCUACAACUAUAAGUGAGAAAACAACCAGCCCCAUUUCAACUAUAAGCACAACCAAGACAACCCCAACAUCAACCUCUCAUUCUACUACACCAACAAGCCAAACCACAACCACUUCACCAUCAACCUCAACGAGGUCAACCCCCACAUCCACCUUUGUUUCUUUUACAUCCACAAGCAGUACAGCCACCUCUAGUUCAACCACAUCAACAUUAAGCACAACUAAGACAAUCCCAACGUCAUCUUCUUAUUUAACUAUUUCAACAAGUGGAACUACGACUACUACAAAAUCAACCUUCUCAUCAUCACCAUCCUCAUCACCUCCUACAAGUUCAACAUCUCAAUCUACAACAUUAACAACUGUUACAUCUCAUACCCCUUAUACGUUUACUUCUACUUCUGGAACAACAACUUCACCAACAUCUACUUCAUCUUUUACUACAUCAUCAGUGUCAUCUACUUCUUAUACUACUCCUUUAUCUACAAGUGUUUUAUCUUCUAGUAGCACAAAGAUUACAUCAGGAACUAGCACAAUCUAUUCUCAGACGUCGCCAACAUCCACAUCAAUCUCAACAAUGAGCACACCACCAAUUUGUUUCUGUCAAGUAAAUAACUCACUUUUCUCACCUGGUGAGACCAUCUAUAAAAUAGCUGAUAAGAGUGGUUGUGAAUACUCUGCAAAAUGUAGCAGGGGCUGCCAACUGGAAAGAUUUGGUGCGGAUUGCCCCACAACAACAACUAGUGGAUCAACAACACCUAUUGGAUCAACAACACCUGGUGGACCAACAACACCUGGCACAACAGGAUCAAAGUUCACAACUCCUACAUCAACUUCAACAUCUACAACCCCUAUAUCUUCAACAACAUACUCUGUUAAAUCAACAUCCGUGACUACAUCAACUCUAUCAAGUUCAUCACCAUUUAUAUCGACAUCUACCAACGUGUCAUCCACAACUGGAUCAACCGCUGUAUCAUUAACAACCUUAUUCAGUUCUACAGCACCCUCAACUGCUAACACUUGUGGUGAAUGCGUAUGUCUAAUGCCAAAAUGUGGAUCUGGCUACAAAGUCGUUUCUUUCCUGCCACCUGGUGCCUGUUGUGUUAAUAUUACAUGUGCAAAUUCCCAGGUUUCUCUUCUGCCAUCCAAGAUGACCACAAUGCUUCUUAGACUACCUAAUGCAUCAGAUGUUCAUUUGGUACCCCAAGACUUCCUAUUUGUCCAGCUCUGCUUUUGGAUUGGCCAGCACUUGAACAAUGUUGGCCAAUCCAAGGGCAGCAGCAAGUAUCUUGCUCUACCAAGUGCACAGUAUGAAUCUGAAAGUCCUGAUAAAUGGUGUGAGGAAAACAGCUUACAAAGCCAUUGGAAAGACAUAUUAAGCAACAAGCAACAAAAGUUUGCCUCAAAGAACAUCAUAACAUUUACUUCAACUGUUUCAAAAAUGUCUAGAAAAGGGACAUGGCUAAGAGGAUUUGGCUAUGAGUACAAAAUGAAGAGUGGACAGUGUUGUGGAGAAUGUGUGGCAAAACAAUGUGCUAUGAAGGACGAUAACAGCACUGAUGUUUACAUUGAGAGCAAUAUAUCUUACCACUCUGAAGUAUGGCAGCUCAUAGCUGGUGUUGCUCAAGUUGGGGAGAAGUACCGUAAUGCAAAUAGUAAAUGCAGCUACUACGAAUGUAAUGAAGAAAAUGGUCAGCCCGUCCUUACCAGAGUGAAGAAGGUUUGCCAGGAGUUAGACAUCAGCAGAUGUGACCUGAACUCAAUAACAUAUGAUGAAGAUGGUUGCUGUAGAACAUGUCAACCUCGGCAAGAUAAUGUCUUAACUACAGCUAUUCCAGGAUCAGACUUAAGCACUCUUCCUCCAGGAUCAGACUUAAGCACAGUUCCUCCAGAAUCAGGUUCAAGCACAGUUCCUCCAGGAUCAGGUUCAAGCACAGUUCCUCCAGGAUCAGACUUAAGCACUCUUCCUCCAGGAUCAGACUUAAGCACUCUUCCUCCAGGAUCAGACUUAAGCACUCUUCCUCCAGGAUCAGACUUAAGCACUCUUCCUCCAGGAUCAGGUUUGAGCACUCUUCCUCCAGGAUCAGGUUCAAGCACAGUUCCUCCAGGAUCAGGUUCAAGCACAGUUCCUCCAGGAUCAGACUUAAGCACUCUUUCUCCAGGAUCAGACUUAAGCACUCUUCCUCCAGGAUCAGACUUAAGCACUCUUCCUCCAGGAUCAGACUUAAGCACUCUUCCUCCAGGAUCAGGUUUGAGCACUCUUCCUCCAGGAUCAGGUUCAAGCACAGUUCCUCCAGAAUCAGGUUCAAGCACAGUUCCUCCAGGAUCAAAUGUUACUAGCACUACUCAAGGAGCAUCAGUCACCAAAUCAUCAAGGGUUCCAGAAGACUGUGGUGUUCGUACAAAUAUUACUGUCCUGCAAGAAGAUGACUGUGUGGCAACAGUAGAGCUCACAUUCUGUGGAGGCCCCUGCAUGGGAACUUCUGUGUUCUCUAUGGCUACCAAGAGCAUGAUGCACACAUGUUCAUGCUGCUCAGAACUUGAAGUAGGCAAGAAGAGUGUCCAGCUUCUUUGCGCUAAUGGAACACGCAGAGUCUACACUUACACAGAUGUUCUCCGAUGCGGUUGUGUUAGUGCCUUCUGUACACCUGACAACAAAUUUAAUGUACUAAAUAAAUACUCUAAAAGAAGCCAGGCUAUCCCAGGCAGCAACAGUAAUGAAUCUUAG
This is a messenger RNA of Bufo gargarizans (Asiatic toad), 24282 nucleotides long. RefSeq names its product mucin-5AC-like. The record is from RefSeq and is a predicted model, not a curated record. NCBI's taxonomy places the organism in Eukaryota, Metazoa, Chordata, Amphibia, Anura, Bufonidae. Gene Ontology annotation, cellular component: extracellular matrix. The transcript has 50 exons. Gene Ontology annotation, molecular function: protein binding. The coding region runs from base 1 to 24282 and encodes 8093 amino acids.